Molecule: messenger RNA, 957 nt
Organism: Poeciliopsis prolifica (blackstripe livebearer)
Lineage: Eukaryota; Metazoa; Chordata; Actinopteri; Cyprinodontiformes; Poeciliidae
Exons: 6
Coding region: 69-506 (145 amino acids)
Biological process (GO): vesicle-mediated transport; intracellular protein transport
Cellular component (GO): cytoplasm; plasma membrane
Molecular function (GO): GTP binding; GTPase activity
Source: RefSeq, a predicted model, not a curated record
GUGUUUAAAACACGGGGCUCCCACGGACACGCAGACAACCUGGGACACUUCCUGCCUGGACCUUCAUCAUGGGAGUCAUCAUCUCACAGAUCUUCUCCAGGUUCAUCUCCAAGACUCCGGUCAGGAUUCUAAUGGUGGGUCUGGAUGCUGCAGGGAAAACCACGCUGCUGUACAAACUGAAGCUGGCUGAGGUGGUCACCACCAUCCCGACCCUCGGUUUCAACGUAGAGACGGUGGAGUAUAAAAACAUCAGUUUCACCGUUUGGGAUGUUGGUGGUCAGACCAUCAUCAGACCGCUGUGGAGACAUUACUACACCAACACACAGGGUUUGAUUUUUGUGAUCGACAGCAGCGAUUCUGAGAGGAUUAAAGAGGCUGCAGACGAGCUGCACAGGCAGCUGGAGGAGGAUGAGCUGAGGGACGCUCCGGUUCUGGUUUUUGCUAACAAACAGGACUUACCUAGAGCCAUGUCGGUCGAUGACAUCACACAGGCUCUCAGCCUAUGAGGAGUCCGGCAGCCGUGGUUCGUCCAGUCGUCCUGUGCCGUCAGCGGCGCCGGUCUGGUGGAGGGACUGGACUGGCUCUCCGACCGGAUCCUGAAGAAGUAGCUGCUGCUGAGAUGCUCUGAUUUCUGACGUUCCCACUGAGUCUUUGAAGGCACCAGGCGGCCGCUGGCGCCGUUUACCUGGAGAAACCUGAAGGAUCUUCUGUAAAAUGUCCAAACCUGUAAACUAUUGCACUUUUUCUCUGGAAAGAGACAACCAGAAACUAAUAGUUUUUUUUUUUUCUUUGAAUUUGGGUUUGGAAUAGUUGAGAUAUUUGCAUAUUGCUGUAAGAUUUCAUAUUAUUCUGAUGGUUUUUGAUUCUUCCUAUAACAUUUUCAUUACAGUCACCAGUUGUUUAUUUUGGGUGCUUUUACAACAGGUUUUGUGAUAAAUAAAAAUAUGCCUCACUGUG